GUGGGUGCCAAGUGGUCUAGUGACCCGGCCCUGCUGUCAUCUCUAUCUACGCAUUCAGUCCUAGGGUUUCCCCAAUAUCUCCCUUUCGCCAAAGAUCGAAUAUUUGACAGCCUCAUAUUCAUCAUCGGAAGCUCUUUAUCCCCAGCAAAAUCGCCGACUGUUAAGUGCGGAAAACAAUGGCGAAGUCUAUGAGGUCUAAGAGGGAGAAGAGGCUGAGAUCCAUAAGAAGAGAGAUUUUGUCUGUGGAUCCAAUCACCCUGAAGAAAGAGGCCGCUAAGCUCGCUGCCCAAGAAGCUGCCCUUGCUGCCCCUAAGCUUCCCGUCCGCUCCCAAUCCACCCCAAAUACGCCCAUGGAUAUGGCGGCAGUAUCCGGGACGUCCAUCUCUAGCAGCAAGGAUAACGAUAUGGAUGUUGAGAUGACAGACAAAGACAAAAAUAUGAAGUUGAAACCUAUUGGAAAGAAGAUGAAAAAGAAGCUCAAGUUGGCUAAGAAGAAAGGUCACGGUAAAGGCAAGAUUAGGAAAAGAAAUGUUUGAAUCCCCAAUUGCUAUGAAGCUAUAAUGAUUUCUAUCGAUGUUUGUUGGAAAGCUUAUCUUUCUUGUGCUAUGGUUAUUAUCUUUUUUGAACAGAAAAGAGGACUAUUAGAAAUGACUGUGAUUUUGCUUCCAUUGUUUUUCUCUUAAAAUGUGUGGUAAGGUUCAAAAAAGCUGAAAUCACGCCAUAUUUGCCCCAAACUUUUUUCAACCUUUUUCAACCGAAGAUGCUUGCAGUAUAGUUUUGCUGCUGUGCCUGGUGAUUUUUGCAGCAGUGGUAUUUGGCUUUCAAUCACGAAUGGGAGAGCAAAAAUGUACUCAUAAAUGCUGCAGUUAGUUUUUUGUGAUUUUGGAAGAACCAUGCUACAAUAAUGCCAAGGAUGAUGCCUUUGGUGGUGUCAACUUUGGUGUCAAAAGUCGGUUUUUGUAGUGUUAUUGAUUUGAGAAAGGGGAAAAUGUAAGGGAAAUGGUUUUGGCUUUUCCAUAUUUGGUUUUAUACAUUAGAAAAUUAUAUGAAAACUGAAUUUGAUUGAAUCCCUAAAAACCUAUUCAUAUGCUGAUAAUU
Molecule: messenger RNA, 1098 nt
Organism: Cuscuta campestris
Lineage: Eukaryota; Viridiplantae; Streptophyta; Magnoliopsida; Solanales; Convolvulaceae
Source: the annotation of a GenBank genome assembly